Molecule: messenger RNA, 1242 nt
Organism: Symbiodinium pilosum
Lineage: Eukaryota; Dinophyceae; Suessiales; Symbiodiniaceae
Source: the annotation of a GenBank genome assembly
AUGAGGCGGGGCUCUGCAUGUCUGCUCCUCUUCCUGGGCCUUGCUUGGCCAAAGAGAAACAGCCAAAGUCUGGUGGCGUGGCAUGGCUUCCCAGAAAGGCAUUGGAAAGCGCAUGGGAGGGUUCCCGCGCUUCGCAGCUUCUAUGGAGACUCUGUCCCAGUACCUCCACCAGGACAUCCAGAUUAUCCAGUGGGGGCUGAGGUCCAGCCUUUUGCCAACCAGAACGGCGGAGUUGACGACACCAUCGCGCCGCCGCGCUUGUACAUGUCCCACAGCUGCACUUGGGAAGUUUUUGCGCAGCCAAGCUUGGGCCUGGGGUUGAAAGAGACAGGUAUGGUCCAGCGGCAAGCGUCAGGCCCUGAGAAGCAGCAGUUGGUCGACCAGGUCUUGGCAGUGCUGCGGAAGAAUGGCUUCGCAGUGCUCGAGGGUAUGGUCCCUGCGGACGAGCAGCUUGCGAUGGAGGCUGCAGCAAUCCGCCACUUCGAAGGGCUGCCCAAGGGCUACUUCACCUCGCCCCUUCGGGCCGACCGCUCGCAGGUCCACGUCCCCUACGAGGAGCCUUGGAGUGCGGAGUGGCUGGUACCUAACGACCUGGUGCUUCGGGUCACGGCGAGGUACGUGAUCAACAACAUGGCAUGCGGCCGUUCGGAGGAGGAGCAGCAAGCAGCCUGGUGCCAAUGGGUGACGCAGGGUUCAGACAUGGACUGGUUUUAUGCGGUGCCGCCGCAGCAGGGACCCCUAGCCACAGAGCCCCCACACGGAUGUACCUGCGUGGGAAAGGCUGAAGAAUUGGGGCCAUGGCUUGGCCGAGUGAUGAUCACAAAGACUCCCAAACAGUCACCUCUCAUGACAAGGCACCGGGAUAUCAUUUUGCCCGGGCCCUUUGCACAGCUGACCAUUGGCGUCCCACUUACGCCGCUUGUGGCCAACAACGGCCCCUUAGCGCUGCGCCCUGGGUCACAUGUCAUGGACAGUCCUGGCUAUGAGGUUGUGACCAACAUCCCUCACGGCUCCAUCAUGCUCUACGACUCCUUUGUAGAUCACAGGGCUGUGGAGCACCAUGGUAUGGAGGACCGUUAUGUCCUGUACUACGAAUUUGAGACACGAGGGAUCUUCACUGGCUACGUGGAUGGCCACUUCGGAGCUGAGGCAUCGAAGUCCGAGCACGACUUCCGCGAGGUGGUCGAUCCGGUUCUUCGCAGAUAUGUGGCCGAACUGCAGGAGCAGCGAGUUACGGCAUAG